AUGUACCUGUUGAAAAUGAACACUGAUGGUGAGAUAGUCGGAGGUGAAUGGCUAUACGACUCGAACGACAAGCGCCCGGACUUCUUGUGGUUUACAAAGGGAAAACCAGCGUUAACUGUUUUCACCAGCUUUGGUCUGAGUUUCGCUAAUGUGACCGUGUUGCUCCAGAAGGCGACAGCAUGUUUGGAGUCGAGAUAUUAA
Messenger RNA from Phytophthora nicotianae INRA-310, 201 nucleotides. RefSeq lists its product as hypothetical. The transcript has a single exon. The coding region runs from base 1 to 201 and encodes 66 amino acids. The record is from RefSeq and is a predicted model, not a curated record. NCBI's taxonomy places the organism in Eukaryota, Oomycota, Peronosporomycetes, Peronosporales, Peronosporaceae. Gene Ontology annotation, molecular function: aminoacyltransferase activity.